Molecule: messenger RNA, 929 nt
Organism: Anoplopoma fimbria (sablefish)
Lineage: Eukaryota; Metazoa; Chordata; Actinopteri; Perciformes; Anoplopomatidae
Gene: mul3
Product: mitochondrial ubiquitin ligase activator of nfkb 1-A
Exons: 5
Coding region: 97-915 (272 amino acids)
Biological process (GO): protein ubiquitination; organelle organization
Molecular function (GO): ubiquitin-protein transferase activity
Source: RefSeq, a predicted model, not a curated record
AAGGAAACGAAACCACUGUACGCUUUUGUUUUCGAUUAAUGUGUCCAAACUGCAGGUGUUUAAAAGUUUUUAUCUGCUAAUUUAACAGAUACAGAUAUGGGUGACUUUCCCAUAAACCCGCUGGUUUUGAUUGGUGCCGGGUCCAGCUUUGCUUUCUCUGGCCUUUUCUAUCAUCUAUACCAAGAAAAGAAAAAAGAACUGAUAAAGCUGAAGGAAAUACCCGUUUUCAAGCCAGAUCAACACUUGGUCAGAGUGCUGGGAGCAUCUCCACACAAGCGACUUCAGUAUGUUGCAGUAGAAGGUCUGGUGCAGGCAGAUGGGGAGCCUCUGGCCAGCCAGUUUGUCCCACGAUGCUUUGGUGUGAUUCAGAAGAUAGCAGUGGAGGAGCACUGGAAAUACUGGAACUCCCUCACCAACACAUGGAAUUCACGGACAAAGAACAGAAAAGAAACCAACAACUCGGUGCCUUUCAGUCUGGUCAGCCCUGGCACAUACAUCACUGACUUGUAUGUGAAGAUUCAAAACCCUCUGGAGGCCUCCGGGUGCUAUCUGGACAGGGUUUAUUACAAAGCAAGACGUGCUGAGGAGGGCUUGGUGAACGUGAUGAUGCAGGGCCUCAGCGGGGAGAAACCAGUGGCCAUGGAGGAGAGCGAGGAGCUGCUGCGGGUGGGGAGCACCCUGACCGGUUUUGGUGAGGUGGUGCUGGAGGGGGGUCAGGUGAUGAGGCUGCAGGCCCCGCAGGACGGCCGCAAGUACAUUCUGGUGCCCACUGACCACAGGAGCUUCAUGGACAGGCACGAGAGAUCAGCCAGCAUGUGGAAGAAGCUGACUGCUGUAACCGGCAUCACAGGGGCUUCUCUUCUAGCCAAAGUUAUUUACGGCCUCGUGGGGAAUCAGGAUGACAAAUCAAAAUAGGCUUGCAGAUGUGG